This is a messenger RNA of Labrus bergylta (ballan wrasse), 2335 nucleotides long. RefSeq names its product autophagy related 4D, cysteine peptidase a (gene atg4da). NCBI's taxonomy places the organism in Eukaryota, Metazoa, Chordata, Actinopteri, Labriformes, Labridae. The record is from RefSeq and is a predicted model, not a curated record. Gene Ontology annotation, molecular function: protein-phosphatidylethanolamide deconjugating activity.
CAGGAAGUAAAUGGCCUCUGCUGUCAAAGGGAGAUGCUAAAGCGGUGUCUGGCAAGGGGCGUUUAACAGCCAGCUGGAUUAUCUCCGGAACCGUGUGUAAAAAAAUAAAUACAAAUAAACCCGUUUUCUUGAGUGGAGGGAUUCGUAUCGCAACUGAUAACAACUUUUUGGAUGAAAGGUCGGAACGUAUUUGAAUACGAGGAAGCUAAAAGCCGGGGGGUGGUGGGGUGGGGGGGUUUGCUUUUUUUAAAAUGCUAACGUUAGCUAGCCUGAGCUAACACACUGACUUUAUCCGAGGAGACUGCUGUCGUCGGUGAGGAGACAAAAACACUGAAAUGAUUCAACCCUUCUGCAAGUUCUGUGUUGCAAUGAGGAUCAACGGAGUCCAUUUGUGAGGACUCAGAGACAUGAACUCGAUUUCCCCAAGUGCUGCACAGUACGUGGGGGGAGUGAUGCAGGAUGAGCUGGCGGAGAGCCGGCGGCAGCAGCAGCAGCGGCCCAUGGAGCGGCAGGGCAGCUUCGGUGUACGGCUGCUACAGACACAGGAUCCAAGCAGAGAGGCGAGCGGAGAACCUGAUGAGAUGGACAAACUGAAAGCCAAGCUGAUGUCAGCGUGGAACAACGUCAAAUAUGGCUGGACUGUCAAGUCGAAAACCUCCUUCAACAAAUUAUCACCUGUCACUGUCCUGGGACACUCCUAUCUGCUCAACAGUGAAGACGAAGUGGAGCGGUUCCGUUUGGCUUUUGUGUCCAGGGUCUGGCUCACCUACAGGAGGGAGUUCCCUCAGCUGGAGGGCUCCACCUGGACCACAGACUGUGGGUGGGGCUGUAUGCUGCGCAGCGGGCAGAUGCUGCUGGCACAGGGUCUCCUGGUUCAUUUGAUGCCAAGAGAUUGGGUUUGGCCAGAUGCUCAACAGCUGACCGAUGUGGACUUUGAGGUGUUCAGACCACGCUCCCCGGCCCGGGCUGGAGGGGUUCCCAUCCCCUCCUUUGGCUCCCCGCGAGGCUCCAACACCCCUGAGAAGUCCCCACCAAGUGAUCAAGCACCCAACUGCAGCCAGAAGAAAAGACCUGAGUCUGUGAAGGACCGGCAGGCGGAGCCCAUCCACCACAGAAUGGUCACCUGGUUCGGGGAUCAGCCCCCGGCACCGUUUGGGGUUCACCAGCUGGUUGAAAUCGGUAAAAGUUCAGGGAAGAAAGCUGGUGACUGGUACGGACCCUCUAUAGUGGCUCACAUCCUGCGGAAAGCGGUAGCAAAAACCUCCGCUGUCCACAACCUGGCAAUUUAUGUGGCUCAGGAUUGCACAGUGUACAAAGAGGAUGUGGUGCGACUAUGCGACCUGUCACUGAACCAGAACCCCCCUGAUUUGUCCAGCCAGGCCUGGAAGUCUGUCAUCAUUCUCGUGCCUGUACGGCUGGGAGGGGAGGCCCUCAAUCCGUCCUACAUUGAAUGUGUGAAGAACAUCUUCAAACUGGAGUGUUGUAUUGGAAUCAUCGGAGGCAAGCCGAAGCAUUCACUUUACUUCAUGGGCUUCCAAGAUGAGCAGCUGCUGUAUCUGGACCCUCAUUACUGCCAGCCUGUUGUCGAUGUCUCACAAGUCAACUUCUCACUGGAGUCCUUCCACUGUAGCUCUCCUAAAAAGAUGCCCUUCAACCGCAUGGACCCCAGCUGCACCAUCGGCUUUUAUGCCAAGAACAAGAAGGACUUUGAGUCCCUCUGUUCUGCUGUCAGUGUGGCCCUGUCUUCGUCCAAGGAGAAGUACCCCAUCUUUACCUUCGUGGAGGGCAAAGGUCAGGAUUAUGGACUUGAGGGUCACAGCAGCAAUCACAGUGGACCCACAGCCCACAUUCUGCCCCCGGGGGGCAAACAGGGCAGCAGGAGUAACAACAGAAGAAACAGUGAUGAGUUUGUCUUCCUGUAAGGAUGCUUUCUCAGCUCUCGCCUGUAGGGGGCAGAAAAAGACUCUUUGUUUCCUUUCAAAGGGAAGGACUUGAUUCUGUUGCUUGUGCAGCUGCAAGGUGACACAUUUGUGCUUUAUCGCCUUCAAUGGGAAUAAAAACUGUGUGGCUUCUGUUAUCACCUUUUUGUUUUAGGCAGGUAUAAUAAGCUAACAGGCAUUAGAAGGUUCUGGUUUGAGCAUUAUUUUACUGGGCUAAGGCAUUAUCUACAAAUGGAUGGUAGAAGACAUUUAGAUUCACUUGAUCAAACCCUAGAAACGCCUCAAAGUUGAGCACUCUCUGAAUAAAGCGCUUGUGAUUUUUGUCCUGGAGGAAACACACUGACGGUUAAGUGGGGACUUUAAGAUAUUUAAUAAGCUCACUGGUCAGGGGACGG